GAACCCUCCAUGUGUCAAUGGACAAAGUGCAGCCCCUGUACCAGGCAGCCGACCUCCUCCAACUGGACUAUGUGAGAGACACCUGCAGCAGCUACAUGGCCAUGAACGUGGAGCACUCCACCUGUGUGGACCUGUACAAGUUUGCUGAUGUCUACUCUGUGGACAUUGUCCAAAACCGUUGUCUGCAGUUGAUUCAUAGAAACUUUGUUGAGGUUGCCUCCAGUGAAGGGUUCUACAGCCUGAGUGUGAAUCAGUUGACUGAGAUCAUCAGCCAUGAUGAGCUGGACGUUAAAGAGGAGACAACAGUGUGGGAGGCUGUGGUGAGAUGGGUGCAGUACAGCAGGGAGGACAGACUGCACCACCUACCCAGCAUCCUCACUCACAUUCGUUUUAACCUGCUGACCUCAGACGACACGGCAGCCAUCUUAGAACACGCCCUGGUCAGGGAGGAUCCUGGGAGUUCUGAGGUCAUCAUGAAUGUGGUACAGAAAGGGAUCUUCAAACUGAAGCCGAGGCUUGGGAUGACCACGGAAAUGGCCGUGUUGUACUAUCAAACAUGGGGUUCAAAGGAUCUUCUCUUCUUAAACCCACGGGAAGGGAAGUACAUCAGCUGCAGUUACAGGCCUGAAGAUUUUCCUGAUUACACUGCCAUGACAGUCACCAGUGAUAACGACAUCUACAUCCUGCAAAAUAAACAAUCAGAGGAUGAGAUGCAUUUGUCCCUGUUUAAGUACAAUCAUGCAAAAAACGUGUGGGAACAACGUUAG
This is a messenger RNA of Branchiostoma floridae (Florida lancelet), 767 nucleotides long. RefSeq names its product kelch repeat and BTB domain-containing protein 2-like. The transcript has 5 exons. The record is from RefSeq and is a predicted model, not a curated record. Gene Ontology annotation, molecular function: protein binding. Lineage: Eukaryota; Metazoa; Chordata; Leptocardii; Amphioxiformes; Branchiostomatidae. The coding region runs from base 18 to 767 and encodes 249 amino acids.